CCUGCCUGUGUGGAUGUUACGCGGGUUGUCUGACUGAGUCCAACCAAUUACACACACAUGGCCAGGCCGCCACCUGUCCGUUUGUCUGUCUGUCUGUCUGUCUGUCUGUCGUAUGUCAUAGUCUGUCUUCAUGUCUGUGUGUGUGUUGACGCGCGGGACCUUCAGUCAGUCGCAAUGAAUGAGACCGACAAUGCUCACAUACAUGAUGGAGACGAUUGAUUGCGUUUUUGCUAACAACGUCAUGCCACUCACUCAGCGUCACGUCACAUCGAGCCUUGCGCACCAAUGACCGGCUGGCUCCUGGAGCACAUCACAUGUGCCCCGGCCGCGGGUCGCCCCUGCCUUGGCGCGCCAUGCGUCGGUGGAAGGCGGACGCGCAACAUGAAAACACAAGAAAACCAAGUCAGUCACAUUUGUCGGCAUCAUCGGCCGCAAUGCAAUGGCAGCUGCUACUCAAUUCUACACACCUCCCCUCCCUCAGCCAUUCUGUCCGCUAAUUGGUCACCAGCUAGCUGCCGGCGAGGCUCUGGUGCAUCCACUCGUCGAAGAAGCACCUGCCGUUGGGCGUAUGAGGCCCAUUGAGGAAGGGGUUGUUCGCGGCCUGGGUCUCGUUGGUGGCGAACACCCGCAGGGCCUCGAAGUGGGAGUUGAGAGUGGCGGGCGUCUUCUUCAGGUACUCGAGGGAGACGAAACGGAUGCCGGACGCACGGCCCUGACGAACCAACGAACACCAUUGCAACAUCGAUCACGGCUGUGUGAAUGUGUGUUAUGUGCCAACCCCUCCCCGCCCCGCCCCGCCCCAUCCUCCCUCCCUCACCCGUUGGAAGAAGUCCCUGAACUCCUCGCCUAUCCACGGCCGUGCCUUGUCGCUGAGCUGACGGGGGGUGCCAUGCAGAUACACGGCAAACGACCCCGACACCUGCACCGCAGCGCAGACGGAGACACGCUACUCAGUAAGUAGCUGUGUACAUGAACUUGCCUGUGUGUGUUGCUUUCUUACGUGUUGCCUGAGGGUCUCCAGCUCCUUGCUGGUGAGGGGGAAGACCCCCCGGGUGUUGAGACCCGCAUCGACGAAGUGGACGGCAUCCACACGACUCCAGAAGUCUCCCCUCCCACCCUCACGCAUCAACGCAUUCAACACCACACCACCUGACACACACGUACCACACACACACACACACACACACACAGAGCACAUCAAUCCACACGCCACUCUGCUACCUCUCCCCAGCACGCUCACCUUUGCUGAACCCCACUAGAGUCAUGGGCCGUGCGGCGAGCGCCAUAUCAUCACCAUUCAUAUCAUCAUGACGGCUCGCGAGCCCAUCCCCAUCGCAGCAGUCCCUCAGUGGCACGCACUGCGUACCCCACGCACCAUUCUCGUCAUCGUUUCGCGAGCAGGAGGACCCCGCACAAGAGAAGGAAGGGGUGGCUGGGGUCCGGAUGUGCCUGUCGAGGUUGGCCAGGAGCCGCUGCAGGUGCGUGACGGCUGAGUGAUUAGGGGGCUGUGUGGUGGGGCUGCCUGUGUGGUCAACGGGGAGAAAGUUACUGUAGACGGCAAACAUGUCGUUGAACGACUGGGCGCGGACCACCACCUGAUCGAUCCGAUCAUCGGCAGGCAAACAUGUAUGACAGACAGUACACGGCACGUGUGGCUGGGCUGGCUGGCGCAGUCAAUCCUUCCCUUCGUCACUCACCAGAUGGUCAUCUGGCUGGAAUCGCUGCGCCACGACCCACGCGAGCGCCUCUAUGCUGUACGGCCCCAUCCUACAGCUCCCAGCGAAGUCUGAUAUGUCACCCUGACACACACACACACACAGACGCAGAUGCAUUCAGGAGUGUCCGCAUCCCAUAACGACUGUGCGGCUGGCUUACUGGGAAGAAGAGGACACAUUUGGAGCUCGGCUUUGGCCUGGCGACAGGCGGCUUGUACAGCAGCCAGUUCUGCAGACCAGGCAGCCUGACAGAGAGCAGGGCGGCGAGUGGCUGAAGAGGCAUGCAUGAGCCUCUUGUUUCUCCCUGUCUGUCGAUGUGCCGGUAAGCCUACCCUUCCACCUGGAAGACGCCAAAGGUGAGGACCAUUUUGUCCUCCUUGAGAGGAUCAAUGCCGAUGCGUCUUCUCAGUAUCGGCAGCGUGAUGGGCGCUCCAUGGCGCCACGCGUGGGCCACAUUGAAUGCCAAAAGGAUCAGAAGGAGAAAGGGAGAAAAGGACAUCACCGCUUAGCUCGCAGCUCCCCUCGAGCUCGCGCCAAAAAGAGGAGUCGCAA
Molecule: messenger RNA, 2267 nt
Organism: Vitrella brassicaformis
Lineage: Eukaryota; Vitrellaceae
Source: the annotation of a GenBank genome assembly